Messenger RNA from Python bivittatus (Burmese python), 1016 nucleotides. The record is from RefSeq and is a predicted model, not a curated record. NCBI's taxonomy places the organism in Eukaryota, Metazoa, Chordata, Lepidosauria, Squamata, Pythonidae.
GUUGAAGUCCCCAGGUCUUAAAGUUGCCGAGGUCGAGAAACCCUGCUCUUGAAGAUGGGCAGCUGUUUAAGGGGAAUGUUGAUUUCUGUAUGCAAAGGGGAUGUGAGGUGAGACCCCCCCGAUCCAUUUUACCUGGCCAAAGGCCCGAGUGCAAGGGGCUCCAGGGAGGGGAAGCACCUGAGAUAGCAGAACUACAACUCCCAGCAAUCUUUGCCCUGGGAGCUGCAACCCCAACAGGUGUGGAAGGUGCUAACUUGAGGAAGCUCAACGUGGUCGAUUCUCUUCUCUAGCGCCAAGCCUUUCUCGUUGCCUGCCCACUGACAGGUUAAACGUGAAGAACCAGGGUCGGAAUCGAGGACCACCUGCCCAAGAAGCAGGGCAGGGGCGGAUUUCUGCCAUGGCAGCCCAACCCAUCCCAGUCUCAAAGCAGGCCAGAGAGGUCGUGCGGGGCAUCCCAACAGAGGUGGUGUGCACAGCCUUUGGGGCCACGAUCCUGGUGGUGGUGACCCAGUAUGGGAAGAUGGGGACUCUUGUCUCGGUGGAGCCUGACGCGGUACCUGAAGGGAUCAGCAGACCUUUGUGGACCACCAAAGUUCUCCUCGGCAAAGAUGAGCCUCUUGUCCACAUCUUCGCCAAGCAUCUGGUGACCUCGGUGUCUCAGGAAGCUGGGAACAAGGCCGUUCUCCUGGCGAUGGCUCUGAAGGACAAAAGCCUAGAAGGUAUCCGAACGCUGCAGGAACUCAUUCUCCAGUGUCGAGUGUGGUGAAAAUGGGCCGGAAGGAUUGUUUGAAUGUCAGAGAACUCUGGCUGAGGUUAAUUCUGGUUUGGACGCAAGCUUGAUUGUGUCCAUACCGUUUUCUUCCCUUUUAAUGACUCUCUUUUUGAACAUGGAUAAUGAACAUUUGUGGGUUAGCUGUCACACACAUCAGGUUUCAGUUCAUGUUACAUCAGCAGGCUGUAUAGCAGUGUUGUCCAAACUUGGCCACUUUAAGAUGAGUGGACUUCAACUCCCAGAA